Messenger RNA from Armigeres subalbatus, 1214 nucleotides. Its product is annotated as retinol dehydrogenase 14-like. NCBI's taxonomy places the organism in Eukaryota, Metazoa, Arthropoda, Insecta, Diptera, Culicidae. The record is from RefSeq and is a predicted model, not a curated record. The transcript is spliced from 3 exons. Bases 73 to 1074 code for a protein of 333 amino acids.
UAGUUGUUAGUGGACAGAGCUAGAACAGACUUUAUUUAUUUUUUCCGGCGUGUAUUUGUGACUGCUCCCGUGAUGAGAUUGUUGCAAAAGUUUGCCAUAGUCUUCACCAUCGGCACUGUGUCCUAUGCAAUCCGGUGGUUCUACAUCGGCCGACUCUACCGCAGCAGAAGGAAAUUCGUUAAGAAUGAGCUGGUUGUUAUCACUGGAGCAACUUCAGGAAUUGGGUUGGCCUUGGCUGAUGAACUUGUCUCGAGAAAUUGUCAUUUAGUUUUGGGUUGCAGAAGUCUAGCGCGAGGUCGGGAAAUACAAAAGCAACUUCAACAACGAAUCGGUCACCCAGAUACUAAGAUCAAUAUUUUCGAACUAGAGCUUACCAGUUUGGAAAGCGUUGUACGUUUCGUUAAGGAUGUCAACGAACUACAGAAACCGAUAUACGCGUUAGUGAAUAAUGCUGGAAUAUUUUAUACUCAAUCUACGUUAACUGUGGAUGGAAUCGAACAGACAUUCCAGGUAAAUUAUUUGAGUCACUAUUUGCUAACUCUUUUGCUGCUACCAAAAUUAAAACAAUAUUCUGGAAAUAGUCGGAUAGUGAUAUUGUCUUCGAAGGCACAUCAAAGAGUUGAACGAUUUCCGGAUUUAGAGCUGCAUCGGGAAUUUGAAGACUCUUCUAGUAAUCGUUUCAGGUCCUAUCAGUACAGCAAGUUCAGUUCGGUAUUGUUUGCAUAUAAGCUCUCAUCGAUUUUGGCUAAUUCCAACGUGUCUGUUCAUUGUGUUGAUCCUGGCAACGUUGAAACUAGCAUCUUCAGAAGCUUCCCACCUUUAUCAAAUAAGUUUCUCUACUACAUACAAAAACCGUUAAGAGUGCUUUUGAUCAAAACUCCUAGGGAAGGAGCACAAGGUUUAUUGCUAGCCAUUCUUUCCCCUAAUCCUCCCAGAUUCUACAUUAAUGAACAUCAUUUCGACAAAGACGAGGACUACAAAAUAAACCCUCGGAUAUUCAAUCCAAUAUUAGGCGACACAUUAUGGACGCUGAGUCGCAAACUAUGUCGCGAGUAUCUGCUCGAGAUGGUUUAGUUCCAAAAAUUUGGACUAACGCUGCCAAAGGUCUUCGGAAAGAGUUGAUUGAGUUCAGUUUUUCGACGAUGAUCAAACCAGCCCCAGAGGCUCGUUGUCUCAUAGAUAUAAGUGCAAUAAGUAAUCCUGAAGGCAAAGAA